This is a messenger RNA of Rhizoctonia solani, 861 nucleotides long. Its product is annotated as cellobiose dehydrogenase. Lineage: Eukaryota; Fungi; Basidiomycota; Agaricomycetes; Cantharellales; Ceratobasidiaceae. The transcript is spliced from 10 exons. Bases 1 to 861 code for a protein of 286 amino acids. The record is from RefSeq and is a predicted model, not a curated record.
AUGCGUAUCUGUACAAACCUGGUUCUCGACGCGGUACGAAUGGAGGAACUCGGGGCCGCCUUUGGCGGCCUAGGGGUGUCGGCCGGGCCACCCAAGGCUGCGACCGUCGGGAUCGAAGGCCUGAGGUGGCAGAGAACUGCGGUCUCUACAUCUCCUUCGAAGGAUGCCCUCCGAACGACAACCGACAUUUCCCCCGAUGGAAAUGCAUCAAUGAUGAUUUACUAUCUGAAUCAUAGCCCUGCAUUAUCAGGACUUCCCAGCCAUGCUGCACCGGCCAAAAUAGUAGCUGCCCAGUUAUCACCAAUAAUUGUGUAUACUGCCAAUCACCGAAUCAACGUAGUCUCACCCUCGUCCUUCUUGCUUAUGUCUGGGCUAGUACCAUUCCCAUCUCACCAAAAAUUCGACUCCGAUAAAAUGAAGUUUCUUUCGGCAUUUGUCGGAACGAUCCUUCUUAUCCUUGCAGCUGCCGAGUAUGCAACAGCGGCUAUUGGCGGAACUUUCUGCUCGACUCCAAAGCUUAUGUGCGUUACAGCAACCCAGGUUGGCUCUAAUACCAUUUACAACCUCUCGACUACGGUAUCACGUGAAAACUUUGGAUGGAUGGCAGUGGGUUUCGGAGACCGUAUGGUUGGUACACCAGCAGUAGUAGUGUGGCCUAACAGCGAUGACACAAUUACACUGGCCCAACGGAAAGCAACAGCACAUGCCUCUCCCCCUAUUGAUCCAGCCCCACCCCGGACAGCGACUCUACGAGAAGAUUUGAGUACACUGACCGGUACGCCAUCCUCGGUUGUUUUCUAUGCCAAGCUCUGGGAACGCAACGGAAACAAUGGUUUUUGCCUUUGGCACUUCAAAUCCUAG